UAUCUCAUGGUUGAGGAUGUGCAUGGGCAUGAGGGUGAUGUGGGAUCUGUCGGAAAGGUUGUGAUGCACCCUCUCACGCACUGGGUGAUUGAUUCGGGUUGCACCAGUCACAUGACCCCACGGGCAGAUUUGCUUGAUGAGGUAAAACCCCCUGGGAAGAUCAAGUAUGUGGCAGCAGCGUCAGGUGCUUUGCUCCCCGUUAUUGGUGUUGGGAAUGCCAAGGUUAAGGGAGCUAAUGGGGAGCUUGUGGGGCUUGGGAAUGUUCUGCUGGUUAAAGGCUUGUCUGCUAACCUUCUCUCUGUGCGGCGACUGCAGAAGA
This is a messenger RNA of Closterium sp. NIES-67, 319 nucleotides long. The record is from the annotation of a GenBank genome assembly. NCBI's taxonomy places the organism in Eukaryota, Viridiplantae, Streptophyta, Zygnematophyceae, Desmidiales, Closteriaceae.